Molecule: messenger RNA, 3147 nt
Organism: Frankliniella occidentalis (western flower thrips)
Lineage: Eukaryota; Metazoa; Arthropoda; Insecta; Thysanoptera; Thripidae
Exons: 9
Coding region: 34-2772 (912 amino acids)
Cellular component (GO): membrane
Molecular function (GO): G protein-coupled receptor activity
Source: RefSeq, a predicted model, not a curated record
CAGAAGUACCUCCGCAACGCGAGCAGUUCGCGAAUGGAACAUUUCCGGCUGCUGAGCACGGGGUCGGCCGUGGGCGAGCUGAGCUUCCAGUGGAUCGGGCCGCGUGCGGACGAGCCGCGCUACCGAGAGACGCUGUCGCGCUCGCAUCAGCUCGGCCACCAGGGCGGCCCGGGUGCCAAGUGGCUCGAGGGGAACCACAUGUCCCUCCGCGCCGAGCCCACCCUCCGCAUGCUCGCCCUCUCCACCGCGGCCCCCUCCGUCCUGCUUUACAACACCUCGGCUCUGGGCAACAGCAGUGACGGCAACAGCAGCAACAGCAAUAGUAGCAGAAGCAACAGCAACACGAGCCUCACCGUCGAGGCGGUGUCCGAGGGUGAGCCCUUCACGCUGACCUGUGUGGCCACCGGAUCGACGAGCAUCAAGUUCCACUGGGUCAAGGACGGGAUGGUGCUCGCCGACAACGACACGCGUGCGAGCAGCAGGUGGAUGUGGACGCGACUGGAGGACUUGGGAGGCGGCCGCUUUCAGUCGCAGCUGCAGGUGCGGUCCGCCGUGCAGUUGCACGCGGGCCGCUACACCUGCGGUGCGCAGGACUGGGAGAGCCGCAGCUGCAUAGCCGUGCAGCUGCGAGUGCGGAGGGCGCCGCAGGUGCGGGUCGCGCCCAUGGCCACCACCCUGCGCAAGGGCGACAACUUGACGGUGACGUGCCUGGCGUUGGGGGAGCCCCUCGGGGACGCCUCCGCGGCGGGCGCGACCGGUCGGAGAGCGGCGGUCGGCGGUGAGUCGUUCGGCUUCACGUGGACGCGGAACCGCGCCUUGCUGCCACUGAGCCCGGGCAAGGAGGUCUGGGAGGAUCUAGUGCCAGCUGGCUCGCUGCUCCGACUGUACAACGUCCGGCGCACCGCCACCUACUGCUGCCAGGUGAGGGGCCGCACGCUGUCGCGCACGGCGUGCUCCGACGUCCACGUGGUCGGCGAGGCCCCGGGCGCGUCCGAGGCCGUGGACGCGGCGGCCGCCGGGGCGGUCCCGGUGUGCGCGGGCGGGGCCGCGGAGCUGGAGUGGCCCGACACGGCGGCGGGGGCCGAGGCGCGGCUGCCGUGCCCGCCGCAGUACACGGGGCGCGCCGCCGUGCGCGCCUGCGGCCUGGUGGACACGGGCCACCCGCGCUGGGGGCAGCCCGACUUCUCCCAGUGCGAGUCCCGCCAGCUGGCCGCCGUCCGCGAGCGCCUCGAGGCCGUGACGCUGGGCCUGUCCAACGCCAGCGCGGCCGGCGUGCUGUCCUCGGCCCUGUCGCUGGCCUCGGCCGCGCUGCGGCUCCCGGGCGAGGGCGGCGCGCUGCUGGGGCUGCUGCGCGGCGCGGCCCAGCACCUCGCCGACCUACCGCGCCCGCCGCCCACAGCGUCCACCGCGCCCGUGCUCGACGCGGCCAGCGCGGCCACCCAGGACACGCCGCCGUCGCCCAAGGCCUCGACGGCCGCCACGUCGGAGGCGGACCAGAUCCGGAAGCUGUCCCUGGAGGGCUUGGACCUGUUGCUGCGGCGGCCUCGAGCACUCAAUUCUGAGCAGCACGUGGUGGAGAUGCAGCGCCUGGCGCGCUCCGUGUCGCUGCUGUGGGCCGCGUCGCCGCAGGUGGCCGCCGGCGCCGCCGAGCGCCUAAGCCUGCCCGCCAUGGCCGUGAGCGUGGCCAGCGUAGCACCCGACCCGCACGAUCAGAGCAUCAAGGUGCACUUCCCCGCCCCUGCCUCCAGGUGGGCCGACUGGACGGAGGGUUUCGUGGACGUGGUGCUCCGGCUGGGUGCCGCUCCAGCCGGCGCAGCGGCUGACCUCGAGCAGGCAACGCAGGCCCCCAAGGACAACGCGACCCUGGCGGCCCCGGGGGCCGUGGGGCUGGCCGUCGUGGCGUACCGCAACCUUUCCAAACUGCUACCGGAGCGGCUCGUCAUGAAGCAGGAGAACGACGAGGAGCUGGAGAUGGAGAUUCACUCGCGGGUCGUGUCGGUGUGGCUAGGCACGUCGAGCGGGGCCGUGAUCGCCGAGCCGCCGGAGGGCUUCGUGGCGGAGGCGUGGCUCCGCUCGCUGGAGGACGAGGAGGGGGGGCAGGUCGGCGGCGAGACGACGGGCGCGGGCCCCAGGGCGGACUGGGUGGAGGUGUGCGGGCUGACGUCCGAGGUGGGCGCGAGCUACACGGGCGCCUGGGACCUCACGUCCUGCGAGCUGCACCACGAGCCCGCCCUGCUCGGCCUCCACCAGCCCUCGACCAAGGUCACGGCUCCCCUGCCCGGCGCCGCCCAAGGCCAGAGCCCGGGCCUUGGACUGGGCCUGGGACUAGGCCCCAGCACCAGCCGCUGCACCUGCUCCAAGCCCGGCACCAUCGCCCUCCUGCUCGUCGCGCACACCGCCAAGGCGCCUGCCGUGCCUGAGGCGUCGCCGCCGCUCGUGGUCGUGGCGGGCUGCGGGUCGUGCCUGCUGCUGUCGCUGCUGACGCUGGUGCUGCUGCUGCUGCGCUGCCGGCUGCGGCCGCGCGCCCUCUACCUCAAGCUGCAGUGCUGCGCCGCCACGGUGGCCGCCAUGGCCGUGUUCCUGCACGCCGUGCACCGCCCGCCGCCGCCGGUAAGCAACUCUACUCGCGGUAAUGAGCCUGUUUGUCUCGGCGCCGCGGUGCUCCCCCGACAUAAUAGCCAGCAGAUUGCAUCGGAGCAGUGCUGCUGCAUUCGGGCUUUCGGUUGCAAUAAAAUGAGAACCUUUGAAGGAAUCUUCGCUUCGGGUUGGUGAAUGAAAAACUUUGGUGGCGUGGCUGUCUGUUGCCACCCCUACUUCCCCACUCCCUCCCUCCCUCCUCCUCCCUCUCGCCGCCCUACUCCUUUUCCCCGAUAAGCGCAGAAAAGCGCGCGCCAUUUCGCCCAGCUCCGCCACGCCGCCGGGCCCCGCUCCGCGCGGCGUCCCCACGGGGAUCGUCUGCUGCUCUUCGCUGAAACAACACGAACCGAAUCGCGGGAGGCCAGGCCCGGGCCAACCCCCCGCCGCCCAGCGCCGCGCCACCUCCGCAAACCCCCCUCAAACGGUUUACUGCCUGGCGUCGUCGGCCCCGCACUGCCUCCCCUCAUCAGGACGAUCCGCUGCUCCGAUUCGGCUUGGUCAGCACCCACC